Molecule: messenger RNA, 1779 nt
Organism: Drosophila sulfurigaster albostrigata
Lineage: Eukaryota; Metazoa; Arthropoda; Insecta; Diptera; Drosophilidae
Product: glutamate dehydrogenase, mitochondrial-like
Exons: 3
Coding region: 17-1609 (530 amino acids)
Biological process (GO): L-glutamate catabolic process
Cellular component (GO): mitochondrion
Molecular function (GO): L-glutamate dehydrogenase (NAD+) activity
Source: RefSeq, a predicted model, not a curated record
ACAACAAAUUUCCAUAAUGUUCAAACGUUUUACGCGAAACAGAAAAUGUCAUCCACGGGUGAUUCGACGAUUGACGCACGAAAUGCCGAAGCACCUCGAGAAAGUCGCCACGGACAAGGAUCCAGAGUUCUCCUCGAUGAUUCUCUAUUACUACCACAAAGCUGCCCAGGUGAUGGAGCCGACGCUGCUCAAGGAAAUGGAUCAGCACACGCAUUUUAAGCCCGAAGAGAAACAAGCACGAGUGAGUGCAAUCUUGAAUCUAAUCGGAAGUGUCUGCACCUCCCUCGAGGUUAGUUUUCCCAUCAUAAAAGCCAAUGGCACCUAUGAGAUCAUCACCGGAUAUCGAGCGCAUCACGUGAGGAAUCGUUUGCCGUUAAAAGGAGGCAUUCGCUUUGCUAUGGAUGUGGAUGAAGCCGAAGUCAAGGCACUCGCCUCCAUCAUGACAUUCAAGUGUGCCUGCGUCAAUCUGCCUUAUGGCGGAUCCAAGGGAGGUGUCCGCAUCGAUCCCUCCAAGUAUACAGCCAAAGAGUUACAGACAAUCACGAGGCGCUAUACGAUGGAACUGUUGAAGAGGAAUAUGAUCGGGCCUGCCAUCGAUGUACCAGCCCCCGAUGUCAAUACUGGCCCACGUGAGAUGAGCUGGAUAGUCGAUCAGUACACGAAAACAUUUGGCUACAAGGACAUCAAUGCGGCAGCUAUAGUAACUGGGAAGCCAGUUCAUGUUGGCGGCAUUAAUGGUAGAAACUCGGCAACAGGACGAGGCGUGUGGAAAUCAGGUGACUUAUUCCUGCAGGACAAAGAAUGGAUGGAUAUGAUUGGCUUGGAAACUGGCUGGAAAGACAAGAAGGUUAUUGUUCAGGGAUUCGGCAAUGUGGGUUCGUUUGCCGCACAAUUUGUCCACGAUGCAGGCUCCAAAGUAAUCGGAAUCCAGGAGGUGGAUUUUUCAUUGACAAACGCUGAUGGAAUAGAUAUCGAUGAUAUUAUGGAGUUCAAAGGGGAGAAAGGAACCAUCAAGGGUUAUCCAAAGGCGAAGGAAACGAAAGAAUCUCUGCUCACUGCAGAGUGUGAUAUCCUGAUGCCUUGUGCAACCCAGAAAGUUAUUACCAGCGAGAAUGCCAAGGAUAUUAAAGCUAAGCUGAUCCUGGAAGGAGCCAAUGGACCAACUACGCCUGCUGGAGAGAAGAUUCUGCUGGACAAGGGCGUCUUAAUAGUUCCCGAUCUGUAUUGUAAUGCUGGGGGUGUGACAGUGUCCUACUUUGAGUAUCUAAAGAACAUAAACCACGUAACGUAUGGCAAGAUGACGGCCAAGACAACAUCUCAGCUUAUUCACGAGGUUAUGAAUUCAAUAAACCAAUCGUUAAUGGAAACAGAAGGGUGUAAAAUUCCAGAAAUAGUGCCCAAUCGUGGUCUUCAAAAAAUUCGAGACUGUACGACGGAAGCCGAAAUCGUAGAUGCAGCACUUCAGACAGUUAUGGAGUCGUCAGUCAUUGGUAUUAAGAACAUAGCAAAUCAAUUUAAAUUGUGCAACGAUCUACGAACUGCCGCCUACAUUUGGGCCAUAUUUAAGAUAUUCCGUGCUCUUGAAAGCUCCGGUAUAUCACAGCAGUGAUAGCUUCAGUUUGAAGACAAAAUCAUUUUAGAAUUUUAGAUAUCUCUCAUGAAUUGUAAGGAUUUAUAAGAACAAAAUUGUAAUUUGUUGACGCUUAGUAUUUUAAAGGAAAAUGUGUUGAAAGUAAUUUAAUUUUAAAAGAACAACUAAAUAUAAGAUAAAUAUUAUAU